Messenger RNA from Torulaspora delbrueckii, 2154 nucleotides. It is a transcript of the gene RGD2, whose product is annotated as GTPase-activating protein RGD2. Gene Ontology annotation, molecular function: GTPase activator activity. Gene Ontology annotation, biological process: cytoskeleton organization; small GTPase-mediated signal transduction. NCBI's taxonomy places the organism in Eukaryota, Fungi, Ascomycota, Saccharomycetes, Saccharomycetales, Saccharomycetaceae. The transcript has a single exon. Bases 1 to 2154 code for a protein of 717 amino acids. Gene Ontology annotation, cellular component: cytoplasm; cell division site; division septum. The record is from RefSeq and is a predicted model, not a curated record.
AUGCCUAACUUUGCUGAUAGUUUCUGGUCUGAAGACUUGGUGUCAGGUAUACAAGUCCUGUUUGAAAAGUUAUAUGACGGCUGUGAAGAAUGUGAUAUGUUUAUUCAAUUGUUUGCGUCAAGGAUGCAGUUUGAAGUGAACUAUGGUCGUCAGCUUGGUGGAGUUAGUACUGGAAUUGAUCAUUUAGAUAAAGUCAAGAAUGAUCCGGAAGUCACUACGGCUAAUGCACUACUCAGUAUGACAGCACAAAUGGUACAAGAGGGGAAACAUCACUUGUCAGUUGCUUCAAAUAUUGAAGCAUUCAUUUUGCAACCAUUCAGUCAAUGGUGUGAUGACCAUAGGAAGCGAGUAGAGUACUCCGAAAAGUCGCUUAAAAGUAAUGUAGGGAACUAUCAAAAGUCAAGAAAGUAUGUUUCUAAGUUGGAACGUGAAUAUUUCAAUAAGUGUAGACAAUUGGAAGAUUUCAAGAGAUCGAACUUCAACGAGGACGAGCUUGUGAAUGCUACUGCUUCAUUGAAACUACAGGAAAAAUAUGAAGAUGAUGUGGCUAGAGAAAAGGAUUUCCAGCAUUUCGCAACAGUUGCCGGGAUUGAAUUCGACUUCAAGAGUAUGAGGGAAGCAUUGCAACUAUUGCUGAAGGAGUUACCAAAAUCUGAGUAUAGAGUUCCACUGAUCAACUAUACUUUACAGAACACAAAUAGUGGCGGUGAAAUAACAAAAUUUGUGAUGGAACAUAUGUCUUUGAAAGAUAUUGAUCAAGCCGAAACGUUCGGACAGGACUUGUUGAACCUAGGCUUUUUGAAGUACUGCAACGGUGUUGGGAACACGUUUGUUAACUCGAAGAAAUUUCAAUAUCAGUGGAAAGGUUAUGCCUAUAAAUUUGCAAACUUGCCUCAGCCUUUUGCUGAAUCAGAAAUUAAUAUUCCCCAAAUGGAUCCUAAGCUGUCAAAUUAUUUGCAGGACUUUACUUCCAAGAUGUCUCCGGGAUCCCCAAUUCCAUCAACUCCGGCAGCCUCGUCAGUCACAGUUCCAUCAUUAUCAGAUUCUGAGAAGGAGCUUUUUAGACUGAGGAAAGAAGCGGAGCUUGCGGAUAGCAAGUAUCGUCAAGAAUGUUUCAAGAUGGAUUCCUUGAGAUGUUCAAUUGAAGAGCUUAUGGUAGAUCACCUGUCCUUCAUGGAAAAAUGUGAAUUAGAUAGAUUGAAGGCUGUCAAAAAAGUCACAUUUGACUUCUGUGGGGCUAUAGGCAAUAAAAUCUCAAGCUUGAAGAUAAGCGUUGAUACCAUGCUAGAAAAUAAUGACCGGAUGGAUCCAACGGGCGAUUUGUUAAAUCUACUAUCCCAAUGCCGCACAGGUGUUUUCCAACCUCGAGCCAUCACCUAUAAUAAUUACUACAAUCCUGGCGCCUUCCAGAAUUUUGGGAUUGAUCUUGAGUCAAGAUGCAGGCUUGAUAAAAAGGUCGUCCCAUUGAUAGCCAGUGUAAUUCUGUCUUAUAUGGAUCAAGUCUACCCUGAGUUGCCCAGUGAUAAAGUGAGGACAGCUGUAUGGACAGCGCCCGUCAAGCUUAAUCUCACUCAUCAAUUGAGACAUUUACUCAACCAGAGACAGUUACAUGAUGAUACUGAAGUGUUAGAAGUGAUUGAGGAUUACAACGGUGAGCCAAGUACGGUCGCAAGUGUUCUCAAAAUUUAUCUCCUAGAGUUGCCCGAGAGGUUGAUUACAAAGGACAUCUAUGAUGUCCUGAAAGUGCUAUACGCCGAAUAUUCAUUGCCAGCAACAACGGAUGAAGAGGAGCCCACCUCCGAGGAAGUAAAAGGCCAAGAGGCUGACAAGAAACUAGAAAUCGACAAUAAUAGGAUCACUGGUUUAGCCACAACAUUAGCCACGCUUCCAAAACCCCAUAUCGCAACUCUGGAUGCGAUAAUAACCCACUUUUAUAGGUUGAUUAAAAUUUUGAAGAUGGGUGAAAGUGGAGCCCUAGCGGCGGCUGAAUUCACUUCUGCAAUUUCGCAAGAAUUUGCAAACUGCAUCAUCGAGGUUCGCAUGCCUGAUGGAAACGAUCUAGGCUAUAAAAUCUUCUACGAUUUGCUCACACAUAGGAAACAAAUCUUUGGAGAGCUAAAGAGACAAGGCACCAAGAAGAAAGACAAUCCAUGA